AUGGAUCAAAUAAAAAAUGAGCCAUACUUUUGGUGGCCAAACAAGAUGAGGGGUGACUCGUCAAGGAAAAAUCAGAACCUGUACUAUACUUACCAUAAAGAUAAGGGGCAUAACACCGAACUAUGUAGGGUGUUAAAAGAUCAUCUAGAGCAGUUAGUAAAGGCGGGGUAUUUGAAAGAAUUUGUAGUGGACCCGAGAAAUCAGGAAGCCAGGCCGGGUACUCGACCUCGAGGGAAUCCUCUCCCACUCUCAUUGGGAGUGAUAGAAGUCAUCUACGCAGGUUCAAGGGGUACCUUGGUGUCCAAGAGGAGAGGGGUAUUGGCCAUGGUGCCGCCAGAAGGUUGCCCAGGCGAACAACCUUCCAAAAGGAAGUUGAAGUUCACUCGGGAGCCUAUUGCCUUCAAUGACGACGAUUUAAAAGAAACGAUUCAAUCGUACGACGAUACCUUGGUGGUUACAGCCCGGAUAAAUGGUUUCAUAGUGAAAAAGGGUAUUGAUAGAUCAGGGGAGUGGUGCUAA
Molecule: messenger RNA, 519 nt
Organism: Quercus robur (English oak)
Lineage: Eukaryota; Viridiplantae; Streptophyta; Magnoliopsida; Fagales; Fagaceae
Exons: 1
Coding region: 1-519 (172 amino acids)
Source: RefSeq, a predicted model, not a curated record